UGCGAAUCUUGCAAAAUAUCUUCUGUCUUCUUCUUCUUCUUCUUCUUCUUCUUCGCUCUUCUCUCUUCUCUCUUCCAUUCCAUGACAUACCAUAAAACAUAUAAAACAUUAAAACAUUAACAUGAGACAUGAGUCUGCCUCCCAAAUCUUCUCUUUCAUCUCCAAAAACAAACACACCUCCAUUUUCAUUUUCUUCUCGUCAAUAUAUACGUAUAUAUACUCUUUUAUUUUUUAGAUUAAAAUGUAAAGUUUUUCCUUCUCCCAUGAAUCCUGCUGGUUUCUAUAAACCCUAAUUUCUUCUCUCCUUCCCGGCUCUAUAGUUUUGGUUGAUCCAAAGUUCGUCCAUAUCAUUUCUUUAUUUGUUUCGAAGCCCCAAUUCUGCUUUCUGAUUACUGCAAAAAAAUCAACCAAAGGAAUGGGAGACGAAGUUCAUACGAACGAAUACGAAAACGGUAUUGACGGUGGAGACGGGGAACGAGUGCUCGAAUGGGAAGCUGGCUUGCCCAGCGCAGAUGAUCUUACGCCCUUGUCUCAGCCUUUGAUCCCACCGGAGAUUGCUUCCGCCUUCAGUAUAACCCCCGUGCCUUGUCCAAGCAUGCUCGAUGUGAAUCAUGCGUCGCAAAACACGAUAUCUAUCCUCUAUCGGCAGUCGUCCCUGUCUUUCUCUUCCUACCACCUCAAGUCGUUGCCUUCUUUCAUCGAGGACAGUACCCGUGAUGCCAUGGUUGUUGAAGGGGAAGAAAAUGAUGCCGGUUGUUCUACCAAGGACGGUUCCGGUUCCCGUAAGGUAAGGAGGCUUGAGAACGCUGAAGAGGCGGAUUCGACCUUGCCGACGGAGAAUUCCAUGGAAGAUCCGUCUGCCCGGACCUUGAAGAGGCCCCGGUUGGUUUGGACUCCUCAGCUUCACAAGCGAUUUGUCGAUGUCGUGGCGCAUCUGGGUAUCAAGAACGCUGUGCCCAAGACGAUCAUGCAAUUGAUGAACGUAGAGGGUCUCACGCGGGAGAACGUCGCCAGCCACCUCCAGAAGUAUCGCCUCUAUCUGAAGAGGAUGCAGGGGUUGUCCAACGAAGGCCCAUCCACAUCCGACCAUCUUUUUGCAUCGACGCCUGUGCCCCAGAGCUUGCACGAGCCGCCUGGCCACGGGCACAUGCCACUUCCCAUUCCUUAUCCAGCAUCCCUGAUGCCUACGCCGGUCCUUGGCAUGGCCCAUGGUCACGACCAUAUGGGGGUUCCAGUCGGAAAUCCGGGUGCUACAACCUAUCACGGUUUCGAGUCGCAUCCCUAUAACAUGUUCAGGGAGCAGCAGCGAGAUUGGUCUGGUAAUAAGUUCGGUUCUGUUGUAUCAUAUCCUCAUGUCACUCCUAAUGAUAAAUAAAAUUCUCAGAUUUUCAUUCA
Nelumbo nucifera (sacred lotus) is the source of this 1395-nucleotide messenger RNA. Its product is annotated as transcription factor PCL1. Gene Ontology annotation, biological process: regulation of DNA-templated transcription. Lineage: Eukaryota; Viridiplantae; Streptophyta; Magnoliopsida; Proteales; Nelumbonaceae. Gene Ontology annotation, molecular function: DNA-binding transcription factor activity; DNA binding. Gene Ontology annotation, cellular component: nucleus. The record is from RefSeq and is a predicted model, not a curated record.